This is a messenger RNA of Hemisphaericaspora subhashii, 6648 nucleotides long. It is a transcript of the gene URA2, whose product is annotated as bifunctional carbamoylphosphate synthetase/aspartate transcarbamylase. Gene Ontology annotation, molecular function: amino acid binding; metal ion binding; aspartate carbamoyltransferase activity. The record is from RefSeq and is a predicted model, not a curated record. Gene Ontology annotation, biological process: 'de novo' pyrimidine nucleobase biosynthetic process; L-glutamine metabolic process. Gene Ontology annotation, cellular component: cytoplasm. Bases 1 to 6648 code for a protein of 2215 amino acids. The transcript has a single exon. Lineage: Eukaryota; Fungi; Ascomycota; Pichiomycetes; Serinales; Debaryomycetaceae.
AUGCCAAGUCAAAUCUCAGUUCCAAUCUCCCCACCAAUGGAAUCCACUGGUGAUCGUUUAAUGACAUUAGAAACUCAUGAUGGUGUUGCACUUCAAGGUUAUUCCUUUGGUGCUGAAGUUCCAACUGCCGGUGAAGUUGUUUUCCAAACUGGUAUGGUUGGUUAUCCAGAAUCAAUCACUGAUCCAUCUUAUGAAGGUCAAAUUUUAGUUAUUACUUAUCCUUUAAUUGGUAAUUAUGGUGUUCCAGAUCGUGAAUUAUUAGAUGAUGAUUAUUUCCCAGCUUUACCUAAAUAUUUUGAAUCAAAUAGAAUUCAUAUUGCUGGUUUAGUCGUUGCUCAUUAUACUGAAGAAUAUUCUCAUUAUUUGGCUAAAUCUUCUUUAGGUCAAUGGUUGAAAAAAGAAGGUAUUCCAGCUAUUUAUGGUGUUGAUACUAGAGCUAUUACUAAAAGAUUAAGAGAAAAGGGUUCAACUUUAGGUAGAUUAGCAUUACAAAAGACUCAAUUCAAAUCUCAAGAAAUCUUAAAUGAAACUUUAAAAGGUAAUGAUUGGAAACAAUAUUUUGAAAUCCCUGAAUAUGAUGAUCCAAAUGUUAAGAAUUUAGUUGCUAAAGUUUCAACUUCAAAACCAAUCUUGUAUACUCCAAAGGAUAAUAUCAAAUUAGGUAAAGAUGGAAAACCAAUUAGAAUCGUUGCCAUUGAUGUUGGUAUGAAAUACAAUCAAAUUAGAUGUUUUGUUAGACGUGGUGUUGAAUUAUUAGUCGUUCCUUGGGAUUAUGAUUUCACUACUGAAAAAUACGAUGGGUUAUUCAUUUCUAACGGUCCUGGUGAUCCAGCUGUUAUGGAAUCUACUGUUGAACGUUUAUCCAAAAUCUUAUCUGAAGCUAAAACUCCAGUUUUCGGUAUUUGUUUAGGUCAUCAAUUAUUAGCUCGUGCAAGUGGUGCAUCUACUUUGAAAUUGAAAUUCGGUAAUCGUGGUCAUAAUAUCCCAUGUACUUCUACCAUUUCUGGUCGUUGUUAUAUCACUUCUCAAAAUCAUGGUUAUGCUGUUGAUACCACUACUUUGACUUCUGGUUGGAAAGAAUUAUUCGUUAAUGCCAAUGAUGGAUCCAAUGAAGGUGUUUAUCAUGAAUCAAAACCAUUUUUCUCCGUUCAAUUCCAUCCUGAAUCUACUCCUGGCCCAAGAGAUACUGAAUUCUUAUUUGAUGUUUUUAUUAAUUCCGUUAUUGAUUUCAAUGCUACUGGUAUCUACAAGCAAGUUUCAUUCCCAGGUGGGUUAUUAGCUGAAAACAGAGCUGCUCAUCCAAAGGUUGAAGUCAAGAAAGUUUUAGUUUUAGGUUCUGGUGGUUUAUCUAUUGGUCAAGCUGGUGAAUUUGAUUAUUCUGGUUCUCAAGCCAUUAAAGCAUUGAAAGAAGAAGGUAUUUAUACUGUUUUAAUCAAUCCAAAUAUUGCCACUAUUCAAACUUCCAAGGGGUUAGCUGAUAAGGUUUACUUUUUACCAGUUAAUCCAGAAUUCGUGAGAAAAGUUAUUCAACAUGAACGUCCAGAUGGUAUUUAUUGUACUUUUGGUGGUCAAACUGCUUUAUCUGUUGGUAUUGCCUUGAAAGAUGAAUUUGAAUCAUUAGGUGUUAAAGUCUUGGGUACUCAAAUUGAAACUGUUAUCACUACUGAAGAUCGUGAAUUAUUUGCAAAUGCCAUGGCUGAAAUUGGUGAAAAGUGUGCUAGAUCAGAAGCAGUUAAUAAUGUUAAGGAAGCUAUUGAUGCUGCUAAUGCAAUUGGAUAUCCAUUGAUUGUUAGAGCUGCUUAUGCUUUAGGUGGUUUAGGUUCUGGUUUUGCUGAUAAUGAAGAAGAAUUGGUUGAAUUAUGUAAUAAAGCAUUUGCUACUUCUCCACAAGUUUUAGUUGAAAGAUCCAUGAAGGGUUGGAAAGAAGUUGAAUAUGAAGUAGUCAGAGAUGCUUUUGAUAAUUGUAUUACUGUUUGUAAUAUGGAAAACUUUGAUCCAUUGGGUAUUCAUACUGGUGAUUCUAUUGUGGUUGCUCCAUCUCAAACUUUAUCUGAUGAAGAUUAUAACAUGUUAAGAACUACUGCUGUUAAUGUUAUUAGACAUUUAGGUGUUGUUGGUGAAUGUAAUAUCCAAUAUGCUUUAAAUCCUUUUUCAAAAGAAUAUUGUAUCAUUGAAGUCAAUGCCAGAUUAUCUCGUUCUUCAGCUUUAGCUUCCAAAGCCACUGGUUAUCCAUUAGCUUAUACUGCUGCCAAAUUAGGUCUUAAUAUCCCAUUGAAUGAAAUCAAGAAUUCAGUUACUAAAUCAACUUGUGCCUGUUUUGAACCAUCAUUAGAUUAUGUUGUUGUUAAGAUUCCAAGAUGGGAUUUAAAGAAAUUCACCAGAGUUUCAUCAUUAUUAUCAUCAUCCAUGAAAUCAGUUGGUGAAGUCAUGGCUAUUGGUCGUACUUUUGAAGAAGCUAUUCAAAAAGCAAUUAGAUCAGUUGAUUAUCAAAACUUGGGUUUUAAUAAGACUGCUGCAUUAAUGUCAAUUGAUAUUGAUCAAGAAUUACAAACUCCUUCAGAUCAACGUUUGUUUGCAAUUGCUAAUGCUUUAAGUGAUGGUUAUUCAGUUGAAAAAGUUUGGAAAUUGACUAAUAUUGAUAAAUGGUUCUUGAAUAAAUUAGAUGGAUUAAUUAAAUUUGGAAAUCAAAUUGCUUCAUUUGUUGAUUUAGAAAAAUUACCAGUUGAAAUCUUAAGACAAGCUAAACAAUUAGGUUUUGAAGAUAGACAAAUUGCUAAAUUCUUGGAUUCAAAUGAAAUGAAUGUUAGAAGAUUUAGAAAAGAAUAUGGUAUUAUUCCAUUUGUUAAACAAAUUGAUACUGUUGCUGCUGAAUUCCCAGCUUUUACCAAUUAUUUAUAUGUGACUUAUAAUGCUGAUUCUUCUGAUGUUAAAUUUGAUGAACAUGGUGUUAUUGUUUUAGGUUCUGGUGUUUAUAGAAUUGGUUCUUCAGUUGAAUUCGAUUGGUGUGCAGUUAGAGCUAUUAGAACUUUACGUGAAAAUGGUACCAAGACAAUUAUGAUCAAUUAUAAUCCAGAAACUGUUUCUACUGAUUAUGAUGAAGCUGAUAGAUUAUAUUUCGAAACUAUUAAUUUGGAAAGAGUAUUGGAUAUUUAUGAUUUAGAACAAUCUGCCGGGGUUAUUAUUUCAAUGGGUGGUCAAACUUCAAAUAAUAUUGCAUUACCAUUACAUAGACAAAGUGUUAAGAUCUUGGGUACUUCUCCAGAAAUGAUUGAUUCUGCUGAAAAUAGAUAUAAAUUCUCCAGAAUGUUAGAUAGAAUUGGUGUUGAUCAACCUGCUUGGAAAGAAUUAACUUCUGUUGAAGAAGCUGAAGAAUUUGCCGAAAAAGUUGGUUAUCCAGUCUUGGUUCGUCCUUCUUAUGUCUUAUCUGGUGCUGCUAUGAAUACUGUUUAUUCCAUAGAUGAUUUAGCUUCUUAUUUAGGUCAAGCUGUUGAUGUUUCUCCAGAUUAUCCAGUUGUUAUCACCAAAUAUAUCGAAAAUGCCAAAGAAAUUGAAAUGGAUGCUGUUGCCAAGGAUGGUAAGAUGAUCAUGCACGUUGUUUCUGAACAUGUUGAAAAUGCUGGUGUUCAUUCUGGUGAUGCUACUUUGAUUGUUCCUCCUCAAGAUUUAGAUCCUGAAACUGUUAGAAGAAUUGUCGAAGCUACUGCUAAGAUUGGUAAAGCUUUAGAUAUCACUGGUCCAUAUAAUAUUCAAUUCAUUGCUAAAGAUAAUGAUAUCAAGGUUAUUGAAUGUAAUGUUAGAGCAUCAAGAUCUUUCCCAUUUAUUUCCAAGGUUGUUGGUACUGAUUUAAUUGAAAUGGCAACCAAGGCAAUUAUGGAUAUGCCAGUUGUUCCUUAUCCAGGUGAAAAAUUACCAGAAGAUUAUUGUGCAGUUAAGGUUCCUCAAUUCUCAUUCUCAAGAUUGGCUGGUGCUGAUCCUGUUUUAGGUGUUGAAAUGGCAAGUACUGGUGAAGUUGCAACUUUUGGUAGAAACAAAUAUGAAGCUUAUUUGAAAUCAUUAAUUUCCACUGGAUUCAAAUUACCAAAGAAGAAUAUCUUAUUUUCAAUUGGUUCAUAUAAGGAAAAACAAGAAUUAUUACCAUCAAUUGCUAAAUUACAUGAAUUGGGUUAUAAAAUCUUUGCUACUGCUGGUACUGCUGAUUUCUUGAAAGAACAUGGUCUUCCAGUUCAUUAUUUGGAAGUUUUAAGUAAAGGAGAAGAUCAAAAAUCAGAAUAUUCAUUGACUCAACAUUUAGCCAACAAUUUAAUUGAUCUUUAUGUUAAUUUACCAUCUGCUAAUAGAUUUAGACGUCCAGCUUCUUAUAUGUCCAAGGGUUAUGAAUCUCGUCGUAUGGCUGUUGAUUAUGCUGUUCCAUUAGUUACCAAUGUCAAAUGUGCUAAAUUAUUAGUUGAAGCUAUUGCCAGAAAGAUUCCAUUGGAAGUUUCAAACCGUGAUGCUCAAACUUCUCAUGGUACUGCUGUUUUACCAGGUUUAAUCAACAUUGCUGCUUUUACUACUUCAUUUGAUGAUAUUGAACAAGUUUCCAAAAAGGCUCUUGCUGCUGGUUUUACUUUCAAUUCUUAUUUACCAACUGUCAAGGAUAAACAUGUUGCUGUUUCAGAUUUCUCAUCAUUAGUUAAAGCCAUUGAUGCUGCUGGUUCUAGUGCAUACACUGAUUUCUCAGUUUCUAUUGCUGGUUUACAAUCAAAUGUUACUGCUGCUGCUGAUGCUGCUGAAAAUGCCGGUGCUUUAGUUUUAUCAUCUUCCAAUUUUGUUGUUGAAAAAGUUGCAUCAAUUGCUAAUCAUUUUGCUAAUUGGCCUGAAUCUAAACCAAUUGUUACUGAUGCUAAUGCUACCGAUUUGGCUUCUGUUUUGUUGUUGGCUUCAUUACAUGAUAGAUCUAUUCAUGUUACUGGUGUUUCAUCUCAAGAAGAUUUAGAAUUGAUUAAGAUGGCUCAAGCUAAAGGAUUGAAGGUUACUUGUGAUGUUGCUGUUGUUUCAUUAUUUGUUUCUCAAGACGAAUUAGAUAUUGAUGUUUUACCAUCUAAAGAAGAUCAAGAUUACUUGUGGGAAAACUUAGAUUUCAUUGAUUGUUUCACUAUUGGUAAUUUACCUUAUUUGAUUGCUAAAGCUGCUGGUGAAGAUAUUGUUCCAGGUGUUGGUAUUAAUGAAACUCUUCCAUUAUUAUUAUCUGCUGUUGAAGAAAAGAAAUUAACCAUCCAAGAUAUCAUUGCUAAAUUCCAUGAUAAUCCAGCUAGAAUCUUCAAUAUUCCAAAACAAGAUGCCCAAGUUGAAAUUGAUUUAGAUAGAUUUGCAGCUGAUAUUAAACCUUCAUUUGCUGGUUUUGAAUCAUUGAAAUUAAGAGGUGCUAUUGAAAGAGUCUCCUUCCAUGGUGAAACUGUUGUUUUAGAUGGUAAAGUCUUAGCUCAAGAUGCUUUAGGUCAAAAUGAAAUCACUCCAAGAAAUAGAUUUGCAUCAGUCUCAAUUCCACAAUCUCCAUUAUUAAGUGGUCAAAGAAGUAGAGUUUCAUUUACUACUGCUGAUAUGCGUCGUCCAUCAUUGAAAGAAGCUACUCCACAACCUGCUCCACUUGAAUUUGAAAGAUUAGGUUCUGAAUUGGUAUCUCAACCAAUUGCUGGUAUGGGUGAAAUUACUGCUUUACGUGAUUAUAUUAGAAAGCACAACACUUUCUUAAGAACCUCCAUUUUAUCAGUUAAGGAUAUCACUAGAUCUGAUUUACAUGCAUUAUUCACUGUUGCUCAAGAAAUGAGAUUGGCUGUUGAAAGACGUGGUGGGUUAGAUAUUUUACAAGGAAGAAUCUUGGCUACUAUGUUUUAUGAACCAUCUACUAGAACUUCAACUUCAUUUGAUGCUGCUAUGCAAAGAUUAGGUGGUAGAGUUGUUUCUGUUGAUUCUGAUUCUUCUUCAGUUAAGAAAGGUGAAACAUUACAAGAUACUAUUAGAACUUUGGCUUGUUAUGCUGAUGCUAUUGUUUUAAGACAUCCAUCUGGUGAAUCUGCUGAUAUUGCUUCCAAAUAUUCCCCAGUUCCAAUUAUUAAUGCAGGUAAUGGUUCAAAAGAACAUCCAACUCAAGCUUUAUUAGAUUUAUUCACUAUUAGAGAAGAAUUAGGUACUGUUAAUGGUAUUACUGUUACAUUCAUGGGUGAUUUGAAAUAUGGUAGACCAGUUCAUUCAUUAUGUCAAUUAUUACGUCAUUAUCAUGUUAAGGUUCAAUUAGUUGCUCCAAAGGAAUUAGCUAUCCCAUCUGAAAUUAGAAAAUUCUUAAUCAAGAACAAUAUGUUGGUUGCUGAAUCUGAAGAAUUAACUAAGGAAAUUUUGGCUAAAUCUGAUGUUUUAUAUUGUACCAGAGUUCAAGAAGAAAGAUUUGAAGAUAGAGAACAAUACUUGAGAUUGAAGGAUACUUAUAUCGUUGACAAUAAGAUUUUGAAUGAUGCUAAACAACACAUGUGUGUUAUGCAUCCAUUACCAAGAACUAAUGAAAUUAGAGAAGAAGUUGAUUUUGAUCAAAGAGCUGCUUAUUUCAGACAAAUGAGACAUGGAUUAUUUGUUAGAAUGGCAUUAUUGGCUAUGGUUAUUGGUGUUGAUUAUUAG